AAGUUUGGCCCUCCCGCUGUUUUUGAACUACAACUCCCAUGGUCCUCAGCCACAGCGGCCAAUAGUCAGGGGUGAUCCGAGUAGCCCAAUCAUGGGGGUAGCCCAACCACAGCUGAAGGGACAAAGUGGUACAGCCCUGCGCUAUGCGAUGCCAUCCCUAGUGAGCCAGUCAGGAAUGUGCACAGUGUGAUACGGAUCCACACCCUUUCACCUCAGAGCCCAACUGUCAACAGCAGAUCCUGGAACCUUCUGGCAUCCUUUGCCUGAUUGGCUCUCGCAAGGCCGUUCACCUUCCGAGUGUCUCAUUUCAAGAGGACACUGGGCUGGGUUGACUUCUCCUCUCCUCACCAGUACAGGAAGAGAGUCUAGCUAAGCCUGAUUUCUGAUCCCUACCUAAGAAAGCAAGGAGAUGGGAUACUUCCAGGAGCUGACAUUAUCACUUGUCCUGAUAACCAUGAUUUCUUGCUUGGGAGCUUUGCAGUAUGGUUACAACUUCUGGAUCCUCUACAGUUCUGUUUUGGUGGAGGAAGAAUUGAACCAAGGAGACCUCCAUGUGUCCAGCAGGCAUACAGAUCCUAAAAUAUUACUUCUGGAGCUCACUAUUGCUAUCUUCCCAACUGGAGGCAUCCUGGGGUCUCUAAUCUUUGCUUUCUUGGUAGAUAGGUUUGGCAGGAAACGCACCAUGCUGCUAAAUGAUAUUUUGUCUGUACUCUGUGCUAUCUUGUUACGUUGGUUCAAAAUGAUAAACUCUUUCUCGUUAUCCUUUAUUACACGCUUUGCUGCUGGAAUAUGCACAGGUAUUUUUUCAACUUCUGUUCCAAUGUACCUUGGAGAGAUUGCCCCUGUAAACCUGAGAGGAACCAUUAUCGAAGUGUGUCUGUUCUUUAUGUCUCUGGGUAUUGCUGUGGCUCAGGCUGUUAGUCUUCCUGAAUUCCUGGGGAAUGAACAAGGUUCGCCAGUCCUUUUUGGCCUAACUGGGAUCGGGGCGUUGUUUCAGCUCGUCCUACUGCUCUUCCUCCCGGAAAGCCCUAGGUAUCUACUGAUUCAAAAGAAGCAGGAAAGGGAAGCAAAGGAAGUCUUGAAGAAGCUGAGAGGUUCACACUAUACUGAGGAUGAGAUCGAAGAGCUCUAUCAGGAGGACCAGUAUGAGCAGCAAGAAAAGGGGAUGAGAGUUCAUAGGAUGCUAUGCUCUUCUAGACAGAGCUGGCCACUCCGCUGCUCCAUCAUCCUGACGGUGGGCCAGCAGCUCUCUGGCAUCAAAGCGAGUUUGUGUUCCUUUUUGUUCUCUUCGUUUGGACAGGCCUUCCAAUUUCGGAAGGAAGACUUCUUCCCUUUUAUGGCUUCCUUGACGGUACCUGUUAGCCAUGCUGGCAUCCUCCUGGACUUAGUGGCGUACUAUUAUAGAGAUGGUGUCCUCAAAUCUAUGGGAAUAGGAGAUGAAAAUGUGUCACGUCUCAUUUUAGGAGCAACCUGUCUCCUCAUGAUGACACACAUAGCAGUGAUUUGUGGCAUUGAUGCUUGGGGACGGAGGAUUCUGCUUCUCUGUGGCUUUGGAAUCUGCAGCAUCUCUUGCAUUCUGUUAACCAUGACCCUCGAAAUUGAGACCCCCAUCUCGUGGUUGCCUUACUUGAGCACAGUUCUAGUUUUAAUCCUCACUGGCGCACACAUCCUUGGGCCAGGUUCAGUUCCCAUCGUAUUGACAACAGAACUGUUCCUUCAGUCAUCCCGGUCCUCAGCCUAUGCGAUCGUAGGAUCUGUGCAUUGGUUCUGCAGUUGUAUUGUUACGCUUGGGUUCCAUCAUAUACAGAGCUAUAUUGGACCCUACAGCUUCCUCAUAUUCUUUCCUUUCAACUCUGUUGCCCUUUUUUAUAGCCUCAUGGUUGUUCCAGAAACGAAAAGGAAGACCUUUCUGUCUAUCAGGAAGCUUCUUGAAAUGCUUCCCAGCAAGAGUCUGGGAAAUAAGCAAGAAGCCAACGAAGAAGCUGUGCAGGAGUCUAUAACACCGAGUGGUGGGAGGAGGGAGUCACGUGACAGGAAGGGGUCCUUGCAGCGUGACGGGAGGAGCGAGUCCUUGCAGUGUGACGGGAGGAGGCAGUCCUUGCGGAGUGAUGGGAGGAGGGAGUCCGUGCCACGUGAUGGGAGGAGGAUGUCGGUGCAGCGUGGAAGGAUGCAAUAGAUGGUACCAAAGAUGCAAGGAUGCCAGCAACUUGAAUCUUCCAGGUGCAUCUUCUGAUGAAGUCUAGUAAAAGAAAAAUGUGAUGUCAUAUCCUGGUGAGCAGGAUUUUCUCACUUCAGUUCCUUUGCUGCCAUUCGAAGGAGAGGAGAAAUGUUUGAUAUGAUGAUGUCAUAUUAUGUGGUUCUUUUAUUUGACAUUAGUGGGGAGAUGUGUGGGGACGAUAAGGGGAAUGGGGUCUUCUUCUGCUAACAUCUCAUUAAGCCCUAUUUUGUAAAGAGGGAGAUGUGAAUCACUACCAAAGGGUAUUGAUUUUUUCAACUUUUACAGUUUUUGUUUAGAGGGAAUUGUAGCUCAUUUAUUUUCUGAUUCAAUCCCUCAGCCGGUAAACAAGAUUGUAGGUAGACAUAAAAAUUUAAAAUAAAAAUCAAAACUUACAAGUAA
Molecule: messenger RNA, 2617 nt
Organism: Hemicordylus capensis (graceful crag lizard)
Lineage: Eukaryota; Metazoa; Chordata; Lepidosauria; Squamata; Cordylidae
Product: solute carrier family 2, facilitated glucose transporter member 5-like
Exons: 14
Coding region: 410-2176 (588 amino acids)
Biological process (GO): monosaccharide transmembrane transport
Cellular component (GO): membrane
Molecular function (GO): hexose transmembrane transporter activity
Source: RefSeq, a predicted model, not a curated record